This is a messenger RNA of Dendronephthya gigantea, 935 nucleotides long. RefSeq names its product mucin-2-like. The record is from RefSeq and is a predicted model, not a curated record. The coding region runs from base 92 to 769 and encodes 225 amino acids. Lineage: Eukaryota; Metazoa; Cnidaria; Anthozoa; Malacalcyonacea; Nephtheidae. The transcript has 7 exons.
UAUGCAUUGAGGUUCGAGGUUGCAAAACUAGAACUUAAGUUACACUUUCAGUAACGUUGCUUAAAAAUAUAUCGAAAUUUCCAGCAUAAAGAUGAAGAACAUAUUCAUUGGAGCAGUUCUUCUUAGCGCUCAAUUAUUCUUGGUUUCCACUGCUCCCAUAGUUCCAGAACAGGAGAAUUGUGUAGAAGGCGAACCAAUGGAGGGUCAGCGUCAACCAGAUGUAAACAUAACCAUCUUACCGUCCACUGAAAUCCCUGAGUUGAGUCCAGUGGAAAUCGUUUGUGAUGCGGACUUGGCUCGUUUCCCAGCAAAUUUAACGCCACCUGCAACGGCUCCUGUUAAAAUUACCAUCCGAAUUGGGAUAUACAAUGUGAAGGAAUGCAAAAAUAACGUUGGAGUUUUCCAAUGCAAUUAUAGUGUGUCCAGUUUCAUUCCUGGAAUACCACAAAGAAUUAGUUGCACUGCCUCAACAGAGGAUAGGCAGUGUCGCUUCAAGACAGCUAGUAUUACCAUCGCACAAGAACCAACAACACCGAGUGGAAAUGUUACUUCAACAACUUCUCCACCAACAACUUCUGCACCAGCAACACCACCUACGCCAACAGGUGACAGUGCAAGUACGCCAGUGACAACGCCAGUUAUCCCGCCAACACCACCAACAACAACAGCCACACCAACACCGACGGAAGACGGUGACAGCGAUGACGACAGCGAUGACGACAGCGAUAGUGACGAUAGCGACAGUGAUAGUGAUAGCGAUAGUGACUGAAAUUUCCAGCUGAAAUAGCAAAUCAUGAAGUCCAAGAGAAUACGAUAAUCAUAUUUUAUAUUCAUCUAUAUAUUCAUCGUAAAAUUAAAAAAACAACAAUUUUUUAACCUCGAAGAAAGCAUGUGAGCAAAUUUGUUAUUGUUAUUGAAAUACAAAAAUAUACAUU